Messenger RNA from Owenia fusiformis, 669 nucleotides. Lineage: Eukaryota; Metazoa; Annelida; Polychaeta; Sabellida; Oweniidae. The record is from the annotation of a GenBank genome assembly.
GCACUUACACAAAAUGGAAAGAACCUUUAUGAAUCCAGUAUAUGUGUUGAAUACAUCAAUGACUGCUACAAUAAUGAUGUCAAUCUUCUCCCCCUGGAUCCAUACGACAGAGCAUAUGUUCGUCUUUGGGGCGAUAUCAUUGGCAAAAAAAUUGUGCCAUUUUACUUCAAAACCAUGAAGACUCCAGAAGAAGAUGAUAAGAAAAAGUCCAUAGAGGAUCUCCUUGCAGGGAUAGAGCUCUUCAGUAAGGAGACGCAAAAGAGAGAAGGGUCUUUCUUCAUGGGAAAUGUGUUUGGCUACGUUGACUUGAUGUUGUUUCCAUUUGUAUACAGAUGCAAUGCUGUACUUGGGAGAUACAGAGACUUCAAAGUACCAAAAGAUGAAAAAUACCAGGCUUACAACAGAUGGUACGAAGCAUGUCUAGAACAUGAAAGUGUGAAGUCUAUUCUGCAGGACCAAGAAAAGCUCUUUGACGACUAUAACAGCAAAUAUACAAAUCCUAGACUUUGAAUUAGCACAUAAACUACUAACUGGACACUCAACUCUAUCAUAUAUGUAAUGGAGGAUCUGGGGAUGAAUUCCAUCACAAAUUGGGCCUCAGUUUAAGAACAAUUUCAGUUUAAAGCAGGAGUAAAUAGAUUUGAAAUUUACUGGACAUUUUAUUUGGGC